Molecule: messenger RNA, 3259 nt
Organism: Aspergillus melleus
Lineage: Eukaryota; Fungi; Ascomycota; Eurotiomycetes; Eurotiales; Aspergillaceae
Product: putative MFS transporter
Exons: 2
Coding region: 1077-2618 (513 amino acids)
Biological process (GO): transmembrane transport
Cellular component (GO): membrane
Molecular function (GO): transmembrane transporter activity
Source: RefSeq, a predicted model, not a curated record
GCCGUCAUCAUCAUUGGCGCGAACCAGCCGAUCUGGGGAUUUUGUGGAGUUAUUGAAUGCGGGGAUAUUGAGCAGCUACUCGCAUCCUUGCGGUGUUUUUGUCCCUGUCAUCCAGGUGAACUCGCUAGUCCGUUUUGAUUCCUGUCAUGCUGAACUGGCUUUUUCAAACCAUCACCGGUGGUGUUAUUCUCAUAGUCUCCCUUUUUGUCCUCAUCAAUGCGGAGCCUUUUUAUCAACAUCAUUCCAUCCUCGAGAGUCUGUUCUGCCUUGAUAGUCCAUCGGAUUCUUCGCGAACGUCGGUUUUCCCUCGUUGACGGUUCACAGGAUGUCACCCGCUAACUAGCGGUUUCAAUUCGGGCCUGUAGACUUUGGUGGCUGACCCUCCUUUCCAGCUUGACAAAUCCCGUCCUUCGCCGUGCCAACGGACGCGUCCUUGGCGACUGGCCAAGACCAGGAAAACACUAUGGAUUAUCUCGGGGACACAACCAGAACGAGCGUUGCUGACUGCCAAGGAACGCCGCCUAAAAAGUACUGGGUGCGCGCCUGGCCUCCCACACUGGAAAUUCCUCGGUGAAUGCUGAGUCGCCUGGACCUGAACCUAUAUCCCGUCUUCGUGAUUAUUUCGCCGACCAAUGCGAGCUCUGCCUCGGUGACUUUUGGCUUCCCCGCGGCUUCUGGCACCUCCUACCUUACCCGUUUGUAUUGGCAUACAGGUUUCGAACCUGGGGUAGUCGGAGAUAGGACCUUCUCCCCACAGUGUCAAGUGCCGUCCAUCUUAAGCGGUAACAAUUGAAGGACAGCAGGCGUCCAGCACUCGAGCAUCUUCAGCGCCACUCGCCCCACGUUUCGAGAUCGACCCUACCCCAGAUGCGAUACCUGUCUCUGUGCUCAUCCGAGCUUUGCUUCCGUGCUAGCAUUCGGCAAAUCCGAGCAAGCUCUCCUAUCCGGUCCCAAGGACCUUUAUAAUCCUCACAACCACGCUGUGUGGUAGUCUGCUGUGGAGACAUUGUCUACCUAGGAGAUAACUAUCUCACCAGCUCCCCAGGUCCGACAAUCUGGACACGAUCAGGAGCACCAUGGCAUCCGACACGCCCCCUGACACGAUAGUGGACGAGAAGGGUGUGUCACAACACAAAGAAGAUUUUGUCGCCGAAGCUGCCCAUGACGCGGCUGGGCGCGGCCAGGCGGCCACUGACCAAUACGGCCGUGCGCUUGUUGAAUUCGACCGCCGAGCUGAAAGUCGUCUGCGCUUAAAAAUCGAUUUUUAUAUCAUACCCACGGUCGCCUUGUUGUACUUGUUCUGUUUCAUCGACCGAGCCAAUAUCGGCAAUGCGAAACUUGCCGGGUUUGAAAAGGAUCUCAAUCUCCAAGGAAACGAUUAUAAUGCCGUCCUUUCUGUCUUCUAUAUCUCGUACAUCAUCUUCGAGAUUCCAUGCAACAUCGCCUGCAAGUGGAUUGGGCCAGGUUGGUUUCUUCCAGCUUCAACCUUGAUAUUCGGCAUUUGUUCCGUCGGCACGGCCUUUGUGCACGAUAUUCAGAGCGCAUCGGGUGUUCGCUUCGUGCUCGGUAUCUUCGAGGCCGGUAUGUUGCCCGGUAUCGCGUACUACAUGUCGCGAUGGUACCGGAGAAGCGAGUUGGCCUUCCGCCUGGCGCUUUAUGUCGUAAUGGCCCCCCUCGCCGGUGCCUUCGGUGGUCUUUUGGCCUCGGCAAUUUUGACGCUGGAUCAUUUCGGCGGGUUGCAUGCGUGGCGGAUGAUUUUUGCGAUCGAGGGAAUUAUCACGAUUGGGUUGGGCGUGAUUGCGUUUUUCACACUGACCGAUCGCCCCGAGACCGCUCGCUGGCUCACGCAGGAAGAGAAGGACCUGGCCAUUGCUCGGCUCAAGUCAGAGCGUGUGGCCACCACCGAGGUUCUGGAUAAGAUCGAUCGGGCCAAAAUGCUGCGCGGCAUCUUUAGUCCCGUCACAUUGGCGACAUCGAUGAUCUUUCUUCUCAACAAUAUCACCGUGCAGGGAUUGGCAUUCUUCGCGCCCACCAUCGUUCGGACCAUCUAUCCCGACAGCAGCGUUGUUGGUCAGCAGCUCCACACUGUCCCACCCUAUGUGGUCGGGGCUUUCUUUACCGUCUUCUUCCCUUUUCUCAGCUGGCGCUUUGACAACCGGAUGAUCUUCUAUGUUAUCUCACCCCCCUUGGUUAUGGCCGGAUACAUUAUGUUCCUAGCCAGUACCGAUCCCAUGGUGCGAUAUGGAGCGACCUUCGUUAUCGCCAGCGGUGCAUUUGCCUUUGGAUCCCUGUGCAAUGCGCAUGUAUCUAACAACGUGGUUUCCGACACGGCGCGCUCGGCCGCGAUAGGGACCAAUGUGAUGAUGGGAAACAUUGGAGGGCUUAUCUCGACCUGGUCUUUUCUGCCGUUCGACGCGCCGGACUACCACAUCGGCAACGGGUUGAACCUGGCAACGUCGUCCACGAUCUUGAUCCUGGGCGCCUGCCUGUGGGCAUGGAUGAAGUGGGAUAACAAGAAACGGGAAAGGAUGGACGUUGAUCAGGCCCUAGCCGGCAUGUCGCAGAAGCAGAUCCAGGACCUGGACUGGCGCAAUCCGGCAUUCCGGUGGCGGACUUAAGCCAGGUAGUAUUCCGAGCACUUUUUGCGCCUUUGGCGGCCUCUUUUUUCCUUCUUAUCAUUUUGAUUUGUAUUUUUCUUUGGUCAUUUGGUCCACGCACUAUGUGGUCAUUUUGGACUUGUUGGGAGUCUUACUUCUUUUGGGCUACGCAUGCAUAUCACUUUGAUUGAAUCCACUUGGGCUACCACACUUUUUUUGAACGUGAAUACGGCUACCACCCCCUGCUUUUAACCGGGGAUUACGUAGAUUUGUCCGAUUGGGUCGAUAGAGGAUUGGUAAUUCUCACCUGAGAUGGGGGGUUGUCUUGGACAAUGGAGACCAAGGCCAGUAGGGCAUAAGGCUAAUCUUCCAGAGCCCCUCCACGCAGAGAAUCCUCCGAGGAAAGCUGGGCCUUAACUCUGUAAGCCCGAGGCUAGGAAUCGGCCUUCUGGCCGCAUAUUGGCCAAGCAGGUAGCGCGAUGGACCAGGGGUAUGGGGACAAAGAUCUCGACCUCAUCCUUUGCCUCUCCACUCCGGUCGCAUCUGCCAAUGGCAACGAAGGCAUUAUCCUCCUAUCAACCCACCGGCUUCUUUCCUGCGGUCUCACAUGCGGGCCGUCUAUCCCCUCCUCCUCAUCUUACGGGGUACGACGCGGGCAACGC